Messenger RNA from Loa loa (African eye worm), 1598 nucleotides. RefSeq lists its product as hypothetical. The record is from RefSeq and is a predicted model, not a curated record. Bases 145 to 945 code for a protein of 266 amino acids. The transcript has 8 exons. Lineage: Eukaryota; Metazoa; Nematoda; Chromadorea; Rhabditida; Onchocercidae.
UUACAGGUUGCUGUGGUUGUCUCAUUCUUUGGUCUUUUGUCUGUUUUCGAACAAAAAGUGUAUCGUGAAGCAUACAUUCAAGUUUUGCCAGUCAGUACACGUUACCAGUUAUUAAUUUAGCAAACCUCCUACUACUAUUGAACAAUGAAUAAUAGCAUUGUUGAUAAUAAACUUAAUAUGUCAUUGGAUGAUAUAAUCAAAAAAGAGCGUAGGGUGAAACAGCGACAACAGGGUAAUAGUGUACAAGGGGCAGCAGGGAAACGUAUGGUGGCAAAGCGCAUUAACAAGGGUAAGCGACCAAUCGCUGCGCGUUCAGUUACACGUAGAAACCGCCAGCAAACUGCUGUAAACGGUGGUCUUUCCGCAGCAACUGCGAUGAAAGUUGUCAACAGACUUGUCAAGAAAGCGAUUCGACGACGGGCCAAUCAGUCGCUCAUAAAUCGUGCGGUGACAUUGCGUCGCCGCGCUCUUCGACGGAAUUCUGCUGUGAGACCAGCCGUGGGAGGAAUACGUGCACGUAGACAAGCAGCAGUUGUGGGGUCUCGCCGCCUUCUGGGCCGUUUAUCAGGUGUUAGUCAGCGAUCACGAGUAAUUCGUGGAAAUCUCGGAAGGAGGGCACGUAGACAGCCAAUGGUCUUCACUUCGCCUCAGGUGGUACGCGGUCGAGGAUUAUCACAUAUGGGCCAACUUGCUAGUGAUAGUGAGACAUUCAUGGUUGAACAGCGUGAAAUUACCCGUCCAGUGCUUCAACAAAAGUUCUUACAUCGCGAAGUAAUGGCUGCACAACCACAUCGUGAAGUUAUCAUGCAGCGUCGUGCACGUCCAGUGAUAGUUGAACAGCAGCCCAUAAUUAUUCGUCGUGGUGGAAUACGUAAACGUGCUAUUUUAAAUGAACCAAGUGUUGUCGUUGUAAGAAAUGCGGUACAUUUCUCGAAUUAUUUGUAAGAAGAAAAGAUUUGUCUUCAGACUAUUUUUGGUCAUACUUCGAAAUUUUUUUCGAUCAUAGUGUAAUGUUUUAGCCGCGACAAGUUCAGUUCCGCACACAACCUGGAUUUGGACGUGUUCAGCGUAUCGUCGACAUGCGUCCAAAUAACCGUAUAAUUCGCAAGACGCAGUAUGUCAAUCCAAAUGCAGCGCAGAUGCGUAAAGCUUUGGGAAUUGGUUUACGAAGAUCGGAGCCACAACGUUUCGAAUCGAGCAGCACAUUUCUUCAGCGUAUACCUGCAGCAAAUCGUCGAGGACGUGGUUUUCAGGAUGUAAUUUACAAUUAAUCCAAUUUUUUUCUCUUCUAUUGUAUAUGCGACAGGCCAAUGUCCUGUUAUGCUCAUUUACUUCUUUUUCCAUCAGCAACUCAUUAUUGCAUCAUUUCGAGUUAGUAAUGAAUGAAUCCCUUUACUUUUAUUUAAAGUGCAAUUGGCUGCCGAUUUUGCUAUUCAAUCUCCUAUAAAUCUUGUUGCAAAAUUGUUAGGCAUCUUCCCUUUUGCGGAAACGGAGGGAUAAGUGGGUGCCAUUGUCACUUUGUAUUCGUUAUCUUUACUGUAUUUUGUGAUGAUACCUGCAAUUGAUUUCUAUAAAUAAUAAAAUUUGCACUUCAAAAA